Messenger RNA from Phyllostomus discolor (pale spear-nosed bat), 3071 nucleotides. RefSeq names its product ectonucleotide pyrophosphatase/phosphodiesterase 6 (gene ENPP6). Bases 491 to 1813 code for a protein of 440 amino acids. The transcript has 8 exons. Lineage: Eukaryota; Metazoa; Chordata; Mammalia; Chiroptera; Phyllostomidae. The record is from RefSeq and is a predicted model, not a curated record.
CCCUGAGCCGAGAGGCUUGCAUUCCCGAACCGUCAGUGAAAGUCAGCCAGAGGGUUUAAUUCAGCGAAGACGUGGGAUAACAGCAAUUUGAAAGAUUGCCCUUUUCCUCGGCCCCUCCCUUGGGUGAGCCCAGCUGCAAAGUUAGCGUUGACCUCUGUCAUCUUCUAAAGUUCCCCCUCUCCGUGGGUGCCUAUAUUUCUAGAGCAUUCACCCAAGAAUAAUAAGGUUGCACUUCCUCCCCUGGUGUUCAUUCAGGGCUGUCUGGGAACCCAGAGGAGUGGGUCCCCUGAUUUUCCAGCCAAGGGUGAGCAGAGAGGUUUCUUUUAAAAAGGGGUGCUGUAUCUUUAAAUUCUGAACGUGAACUUGGCUCAGGAAGGCCAGCAGUCAAGAUCCAGCCCCUAGAAGAGAGAAGAGCUACAGAUUCUCCAUCCUCAGUCUUUGCGAGGGGCCGGCCGUGCCAGCCAGCCAGCUCGGGCAGGCUCCUGGCAGCAUGGCUGGGAAGCUCGGGGCCCUCCUGCUGGGCCUUGCCCUCGGCCUGGCCCAGCCCGCCGAGGCCCGCCGGAAGCUCCUGGUGUUCUUGCUGGAUGGUUUCCGCUCAGACUACAUCAGCGACGAGGCCCUGGAGUCCUUGCCUGGGUUCCAGGAGAUUGUGAGCCGGGGCGUCAAAGUGGACUACUUGACCCCUGACUUCCCCAGCCUCUCCUACCCCAACUACUACACGCUCAUGACUGGCCGCCACUGCGAGGUGCACCAGAUGACCGGGAACUACAUGUGGGACCCCAGCACCAACACGUCAUUCGACAUCGGCGUCAACAGGGACAGCCUGCUGCCCCUCUGGUGGAACGGGUCGGAGCCGCUGUGGGUCACGCUGACCAGGGCCCGCAGGAAGGUCUACAUGUACUACUGGCCGGGCUGCGAGGUGGAGAUUCUCGGCGUCAGACCCACUUACUGCCUGGAGUACAAGAACGUCCCGACGGACAUCAAUUUCGCCAACGCAGUCAGCGACGCGCUCGACGCCUUCAAGAGUGGCCGGGCCGACAUGGCCGCCAUCUACCAUGAGCGCAUCGAUGUGGAAGGCCACCACUACGGGCCCUCGUCCCCGCAGAGGAAGGACGCCCUGAGGGCCGUGGACACCAUCUUCAAGCACAUGACCCAGUGGAUCCAGGAGCGGGGGCUGCAGGACAAGCUCAACGUCAUCAUCUUCUCGGAUCACGGAAUGACGGACAUUUUCUGGAUGGACAAAGUGAUUGAGCUGGACCGGUACAUCAGCCUGGCCGACCUGCAGCAAGUGAAGGACCGCGGGCCUGUAGUGAGCCUUUGGCCGGCGCCAGGGAGGCACUCGGAGGUGUACGCCAAACUGAGGGCGGUGGAGCACAUGACCACGUACGAGAAGGAAGACAUACCCAGCCGCUUCCACUACAAGAACGGGAAGUUCGUCUCUCCUUUGACCUUAGUGGCCGACGAAGGAUGGUUCAUAACCGAGAGCCGGGAGCUGCUCCCAUUCUGGAUGAACAGCACGGGCCAGCGGGGCGGCUGGCAGCGCGGGUGGCACGGCUACGACAACGAGCUCCGGGACAUGCGUGGCAUCUUCCUGGCCUUCGGACCUGAUUUCAAGUCCAACUUCAGAGCUGCUCCAAUCCGGUCCGUGGACGUCUACAAUGUCAUGUGCCGCGUGGCGGGCAUCACCCCCCUGCCCAACAAUGGGUCCUGGUCCAGGGUGAUGUGCAUGCUGACGGGCCAGGCUGGCCCGGCCCCGUCGGCCCCGCCCGGCGGGCUCCUGCUGGCCGCGGUGCUCCUCCUGCUGUUCCAGUAGCGGCUCCUUUCCAUCCCAGACGGACGCUUGGCUGCGGGGGCCUCCGCCUCCACCGUGGGAAGGGUUUCAUUUCCUAUCUGAAUGAUAGCUUCAUUAACACAGUCCAGGCCACACAAACUGUAAAUGUAUUAUUCUUGGAGGACUCUCUCUAUAAAAGUCCCCACUCCUUACACAAAUAUCCAAACUUAGUUUUCUUUUUCUGAAGAUAAGGAACAUCUCACACUGCAUCUGUUCAAGGGUAUGUCGUUUUUCUCCUUUUUUUUCCCACGUGUGGUGACUCAGAUGAGCUGUCUGAGCAGAGGCCUGCCUGGGAGCAAGUGGCCUUCAAGUGGACACUGUAUGAGAGCCCUGGGCCCCGCUGUGCCUGGCUGGGCCCUGGCCACGCCCAGCAGCUGACCAGUCCUCCAGGCCCAGGGCCGCCGUCCUGCACUGUGUGCCUUCCUUCCCGAACAGAGGGCUUCCCCGUGGCACGCCUGGCUGCUGUCGGUUUGCAACCCAGCUCGUGCAGUUUCUCCAUCUCAUUCCAAGUCCCACCAAGGGUGUAUCUCAGCUUGGGUGACCCAUCCAUCAAAAAUCACUAAGGACUGGAGAACUCAGAAUGAGGUGGGUGACGGGCAUGCGUCCCCUCCCAAAGUCAGGAUGCACCAAGCAUGUCCCUCUGGCCUCGAGGAGCAGGAACGCUUACCGUAGAUCCGGCUCCUGGGUGCCUUCACACAGCGCAUCUGAAGCCCCACCCAGAGCGGCCCUGCGGGGUGCGGAGGAAUCCGCGGGUGCCGCCAGCUGGCCCACCCGCCUGCCUGCCUGCCCGCCCGUGCGGAGGUUAACUCGGACACCACCGCUCUGUCACCGCACACGCCGCUGUAGACGACAACAGCGACACUGGAUGCCCACCAGAGACGGGGAUGUCGGGCUGAGUGCGGGUGCCCGUGUUGCAGAGACCUCAGCUCCCUGCUGGGAAUGGUGAUGCGUGAAGCCUGAGUUUCACGCACCGGGGACCCGGAGCCUUGCUUGUUAAACGGCAAUGGGGCGAAGUAGGCCCCUGAGUGACCCAGAAUUCCAGGGAAAAGGAGGGGAGCCGGAGAGAACGUGCCGGAGCCAAACCCCCAGCACUAACCCACGGCCCAUUUGAUUAGGGAGCAGGGUGGCCCAAGUACCGCCCCCCACGGAGACUGGAGUUCUGCAGGCCCCGAGAUGAGCCACUGAGCCUGGCUGAAGCGUUUGCAGCUCAGUCGUCUGAGUCGGGUGCAGGAGACCUUGU